AUGUCCGCCACUGAUGAGCGAGACCCGGCCCCAGGUGCCCCGGAUGGUCCGGUGGGAGCGGCAGGAGCAGGAAGUGGGGUGACCGGUGACCCUGGGCCGGUGGAGGGCCCCGUGGCAGGGGCCCCUCAGGCUGCGCAGGAGGCGGGCGAGCCCGAGAGGGCGCUGGCCAUCGCCCAGGGGAGCCAAAGUAGCGAGGACGACUCGGACAUUGAGUCGGCCUCCAUCGAGUCGGCCUCUGAGCAGGAGGAAGACCGUGAGGGCGCUAGGCGCCUGGUGAUCGACACGGAACGUUUUCCACUGGCGGGCUUCCGCUUCAUGUUCCUGGAUAUGAUCUACAGUAUGCUGCAGCGCAUCUACCAUAAUGAUCACAUCCUGAUCCGGUCCCACAGCGGCCACGUGCUCCUGUGUACAAGUCCGCUCGACGGCUCAAGGUCGCUGCCAGCGCUGACUCCGCCUGCUGAGGGGGACGAUAGCGAAGGCUUGGCCGGGAAUGUUGAGGCAGCUGGGGAGCCAAUGGAGCCACUGGCCCAGGCUGCUGUUUUGGAGCCCAAAGAGGCCGCAGCCCCGGAGCCCCGGGACCAGGCCGCAGCCCUGCAGGAAGUGACUGGGAAUCAGCAUGGCAACUCUGGUGAAGAGGCCCCAAAAGCAGGAGGUGAGGAAGAGAAACAAGCCAAGAGGGAAAAGGAGGACGGUGAAGAACAAGAACCCCAAAAGGAUCUGGACCCAGCAGUGGGAAGCCCUGGAAAAUCCAGAUUAGCCAUUAAAAAGGAAAAGUACAAAUUGAAGGACAUUCUACAAGAUACUUUGCCAGGACUCCUUAAAACCAUUAAGGUCAUCAAAAACAAGCAAAGUCAAAUAGUGUGA
This is a messenger RNA of Orycteropus afer afer, 864 nucleotides long. Its product is annotated as cancer/testis antigen 47A-like. The transcript is spliced from 3 exons. Lineage: Eukaryota; Metazoa; Chordata; Mammalia; Tubulidentata; Orycteropodidae. The record is from RefSeq and is a predicted model, not a curated record. Bases 1 to 864 code for a protein of 287 amino acids.